Molecule: messenger RNA, 549 nt
Organism: Heterostelium album PN500
Lineage: Eukaryota; Evosea; Eumycetozoa; Acytosteliales; Acytosteliaceae
Product: zinc finger HIT domain-containing protein
Exons: 2
Coding region: 1-549 (182 amino acids)
Biological process (GO): chromatin remodeling
Cellular component (GO): Swr1 complex
Molecular function (GO): nucleosome binding
Source: RefSeq, a predicted model, not a curated record
AUGUCACAUACACCAAAAAAUAGUGGAGGAACAACUCCAACUCAAUCGACAGCAGUACUUUCCACAGACUAUACGAAUACCAAGAGAAAAGCAUCGCUUUCGAAACGAUUCAGAAUAAACAAUGAACAAGACAGACAGACAUUGAAAGAGAGAAACAUUCAGGCACAUCUUGAACAACUAGAGAAUGACAAUGAGAUGCCACAAGAUCAAGACGAUGACGAUGACUAUCAAGACGAUGACGACGAUCUCAUCUACAAUACACCAAAGAACAAAAGAAAAAUAAAUCGUGAAAGAGAGAAAAAGAAAUCGGAAUCGAGGAUACUACAAUUUCAAUCUGUAUUAGAAAAAGCUUAUUUAGAAACAUAUCCAUCACAUAUUCCAACAUAUUUAACAUCACAGUCAUCACCAUCCAUCUAUCCAGCCAGAAGUUUUUGCUCAGUUUGUGGUGGAAUAAGUUCAUACUCUUGCAAACAGUGUACAGACAGAUAUUGUAGUCCUGCUUGUUUUAAAUUACAUAAUGAUAAUCGUUGUAAAAAAGGAUUGUAUUAA